Penaeus monodon (black tiger shrimp) is the source of this 2497-nucleotide messenger RNA. Its product is annotated as alkaline phosphatase-like. Gene Ontology annotation, biological process: dephosphorylation. The record is from RefSeq and is a predicted model, not a curated record. Gene Ontology annotation, molecular function: alkaline phosphatase activity. Bases 168 to 2024 code for a protein of 618 amino acids. Lineage: Eukaryota; Metazoa; Arthropoda; Malacostraca; Decapoda; Penaeidae. The transcript has 12 exons.
GGCCCACCUCAGCCACGCAGUCUCGCGGAGAUCGUCCGGACGAGAAGACCCGCCAGAGCGUGCUGUACCUUCGCCAGACAGCCGUACCAAGGGCGCCGUCGUAGCGAUCGGAGCACUUGAGCGAGUGUUACAGGGCUGUGUGUUCCAUUAAAGUUCUUUUGGGGAAAAUGGUUUCCUCAAAAUGGUUCUGCCUCCUAAUUGUGCUGGAAGGACUCGUAAGGUCGUCGGGGGAGGUGGCUUACCCGUCGCCCUUCCCACAGGAGAAAGAAGCCGAUUAUUGGUAUAAAUUGGGCAAAGAUGAUAUUUACGAGGCCCUCCACCGGCCGAGGAAUGAAAAAGUUGCAAAGAAUGUCAUUCUCUUCCUUGGGGAUGGACUGGGUAUCACGGUGGGCACAGCCAGCAGGAUCCUGAAGGGGCAGCGCCAAGGCUAUUCGGGAGAGGAAGGGUAUCUGGUGUGGGAGAGGUUUCCUAAUAUCGGUUUGCUGAAGACCUACAACAUAGACAAGCAAGUGUCGGAUAGCGCAGGGACAGCAACGGCGUAUCUGACGGGCGUGAAAGCGAAUUACAGGACCCUGGGCGUGAAUGGGAACGUGGAAGAAGGAGACUGUGCAGGAUCCCUCAAGCCAGAGAACCGGCUUGAUUCAAUCCUGAAGUGGGCUCAGGAUGCGGGGAAGGAUACAGGUAGGAUGGUGGGUUCAAGGGUAACCCACGCAUCGCCAGCUGGUCUGUACGCCAAGACACCGAGUCGCUAUUGGCAGUGCGACACCAAGAUGGCUAAGGCAGGAGAACACACGAGAGCUUGCAAGGACAUCGCUCGCCAGCUUGUGGAGGACGAGCCGGGGAGAAGUAUCAAUGUGAUCUUCGGAGGCGGGCGGCAGGAGUUAGGGGCGCCCACCUUAGCGAAAGCCAGGGACAAGUGCCGGAGGGCGGACGGGCGGGACCUGGUCGAGGCGUGGGCGGCGGAGAAGAAGGCGCAGGGGAAGACAGCCGCUUAUGUCACUUCGGCCGAGAUGCUGCGCGACCUGCAGGUGGAGGACGUCGAUUACAUCAUGGGGCUCUUUGGGGAGAUCCACAUGCCCUACGAGAUCGACGGGGACGAGGACGCCCCCUCCCUGGCGCAGAUGGUGCAGGCGGCCGUCAGGAGACUCCGCAGGAACAAGGAGGGAUUCUUCCUCAUGGUGGAGGGUGCGCGGAUCGACCACGCUAUGCACGACGGCCGCCCCAGGAGGGCGUUGGAGGAGGUGCUGGCCAUGGAGGAGGCGGUGAAGCAGGCGCUCGACCUCGUGGAUCUGCAGGAAACGCUGAUUGUCGUAACAGCUGACCACUCGCACGUCAUGACCAUGAACGGGUAUCCGCAGCGGGGAAAUGACAUCUUCGGCGUAGUGGAAAACAACCCUGAUGUAACCGACGGAAUGCCUUACACAACACUCAUGUUUACAACUGGUCACGGAUUUAACUACACGUGGGAUGGUGAGAAGGUGGUGCGUCGGAACCUGACGGGCGUGGACACGAAGGAUAAGGACUUCGAACCUCUUGCAGCCGUCCCCACGAUCUUCGGGGAGGAGACUCACGGCGGGGAGGACGUGGCCGCUUUUGCUGUUGGUCCCAUGGCACACCUCUUCCACCGUAUUCACGAGCAAACAUAUGUAGCGCAUGUGAUGGCCUAUUCCUGCUGCGUCGGGCCAUACAGCUUCUGCGACCGACCGAAGCAACAUAGUCAUGAGGAGAAGGAUGGCAGUGGGGAGGAGAAAGGCACUGGUGAACAGGCAGGUGAACACCAUGGAGAACAAGGCGAAGAACAAACCCAGACGGAACACGGUGGGAGUAAUCACGGCAUGAAUGAGGAACAGAACACGACGGACAUACUGGAGAACAUGGCGGUGAACAUUCAGAAUCCACGAAGACAGAACCUGCCGAAAGUGAACAAGAAGAACAUCGUCCUACUGGUGAGUACGACCACGCCAAAGAUCCCGUGGCAGACGACGACCACAGUGAACAUCAUAUCGUCGAGAUCGUGCCACUAAAACAGGAUAGCGAUCAAGAAAACGGAGACAUUUCGCAAGAGGAAGAGGAAGAAAGAGACGAAGGAGAGGAAGAAGAGAGCGAGAAUAAGGCAAAAGACGAAGAAAACGAAGAAUCGGACGAAGAAAACGGAACCGGAGGAGGAAAGAGCCAAGUAAAAGCCACAGAAAAAGAUGAAGACAAAGAAAAAGAAGAAGAAGCAGAAGAAGAAGAAGCAGAAGAAGAAGAAGGAGAAGAAGAAGAAGAAGGAGAAGAAGAAGAAGAAGGAGAAAAAAUACCCAGUUACAUCGUGAAUAAAAUCAAAGCCCCCAGAGAGCGAGGAACCGCAUCUACCAUCGUUCUUAAUUACGUUUUGUUCCUUUUAACAACAUUUAGUGCGAUUUGGGUGGCUGGGUAACAAUGAGAAUAAUUAUACUAACUGCAUCUUGGAUUAAAUUUAAGGAUACAUUACAUAUAAUAAAUACGAACGUACAUA